Messenger RNA from Bombina bombina (fire-bellied toad), 7821 nucleotides. It is a transcript of the gene ZMYM4, whose product is annotated as zinc finger MYM-type containing 4. NCBI's taxonomy places the organism in Eukaryota, Metazoa, Chordata, Amphibia, Anura, Bombinatoridae. The transcript has 29 exons. Gene Ontology annotation, molecular function: zinc ion binding. The record is from RefSeq and is a predicted model, not a curated record. Bases 151 to 4605 code for a protein of 1484 amino acids.
CGGAGGUAGCAUUGGACCGGAAGGAAAUAACCGGCUGGAGGUGGAUUGGGAAAGAGAGAAAAGCAGAUCGAAAGAGGGUGUAUGCUGAGGCUGCAAAACCUGAUGUGACCACCAGAAGUGCUGUAAGACUACAUUCAUAAAUAUGGAAUUAUGGAUGCUGACACUAAUCACAGCCUGAGACCAUAUAUUAGAGGGAUCCAAUAUAAGCUGCAGAACCCAAAGGUGCCAGAAGAAUCUUUACUGGAUGAAAAUUAUUUUAUGAACUCUGAGAUUUUGGUUGGAAUUCCAGAUAUUGGAAAUGAGGAUGAGCAUAAUUACCUGUUAAAGUGCACUAGUUCCUCCACCCUACGCUCCCAGGGGAGUAUGGAAGAGGAUAGAACAUCUACUGAACACGAUAUAGACAGUGAAAAGGACAUUCAUAUCAAUAACUUGAGGCUGAAGGACCUUCUUCCCCAGUUCAGCCAGGACUCCAUGCUGAAAUCAAUCAGAAAAGACUUUAGCCUGGCAAGAGAGAGAGACGGUCAGGAGACCUACGCAGCCAAGGACUUUGGGCGGGAAGGGAUAUUCCAAGACAAAUUCUCUAGAGAAACAGAUCCACGAUUAAGAGGAAGUUUCGGAGACAAACAAGGCCAAAUGGAGGAUCCAUCACGUGCACAGCUGGUGGCACAAGCUCCAGAGACAAAUUUUAGGGAGUCGGGUUAUACAUACAGCAGCAAGUCACCAAUGGCAGAUGGUUUGGCCAACUCCUAUUCCUCCAGUGUUAGAAUAAAGGAGGAGCCAAUGGAUGAAGAUUAUGAGAAAGCUUUGGCGCCUCCAGCUGGUUUUGCAGAUAAAAUCAAAGAUGAACCAGAUAACGCUGAGGAAUAUAAUCAGCAGCCAAAAACAUCUGAAGGGGAGCUGAAAAUCAGUGCAGUAUUUUCAGUCAGUGGCAGUCCCCUGGCCCCCCAGAUUUCCACUGGAAUGCCGCCGCCCCCCAUGAGUUCCCCAGGAAGCAACAAGUCUGUCCCUGCUGUUCCAUCAGUCCCUUCCACCUCCGUCCGGGUGUCCUGUUCAGGUUGCAAAAAGGUCCUGCAGAAGGGACAGACUGCGUACCAGAGGAAGGGGUCCACACAACUCUUCUGCUCCACCCUUUGUCUCACUGGCUACACUGUGCCCCCUGCGAGACCAUUACCCCCCACCAGGAAGACCUGCUCUGUCUGUGCAAAGCUCAUUAUGGAUCCCAAGGAUGUCAUAACUGCACAGUUUGACAACCCAACCAUCAGCAAGGAUUUCUGCAGUCAGGCCUGCCUGUCUACUUUUGAACUUAAGAAGAAACCAAUUGUUACUAUCCACACAAAUAGUAUUUCCACAAAGUGCAGCGUAUGUCUGAAGAAUGCAGUGAUUCGACAUGAGGUGAACUACCAGAAUGUUGUACACAAGCUUUGCAGUGAUGCCUGCUUUUCCAAGUUUCGCUCUGCCAAUAACCUUACCAUGAACUGCUGUGAGAACUGUGGGGGGUACUGCUACAGUGGCUCAGGCCAGUGCCACCUGCUGAACAUUGAUGGACAGUGCAAAAAAUUCUGCAGUUCCGCCUGUGUCACUGCCUUUAAACAGAAAUCUGCCAAGAUCACACCAUGUGCACUGUGUAAGACGUUACGUUCCUCAGCAGAGAUGAUUGAAAACACAAACAACUUGGGCCGCACAGAGUUGUAUUGCUCGGUCAAUUGCUUAUCGGCCUACAGGGUUCAGGCAGUUACCAACUCAGGUGUGCAAAUUCAGUGUAACAGCUGCAAGACUAUGUCGGUUCCCCAGUAUCAUUUAGCAAUGUCUGAUGGGAGUAUUCGGAAUUUUUGCAGCUAUAAUUGUGUUGUGGCUUUCCAGAACCUAUUUAAUAAGCCCUCUGGAAUGAAUGCUGCUGUCGUGCCACUGUCACAGGGCCAAGUAAUCAUGAGUGUUCCUUCAGGGACACAGACACAAGCUGGGAACAACACCCCAGUUGUGGUGACUGCCACUACAACAUCCACCUCCUCUUCACCAGUUAGCAGCUCGGCAGCAGUGGGGCUACAGAGACUGGCAGCACAAUCACAACAAGCAGCAUCCUUAUCACGUAUUGCUAUAAAAUUACGGUGCCAGCACUGCAGCCGGCCUUUUGCUACCAAACCAGAACUCCUGGACUACAAGGGUAAAAUGCAUCUGUUCUGUGGGAAAUCCUGCUGUGACGAUUAUAAGAAAAUAAACAUGGUGAUGGCUAUGUGCGAAUACUGCAAGAUAGACAAAAUUAUCAAGGAAACUGUACGCUUUGCAAAUCUAGAUAAGGUGUUCUGCAGUGAAGGCUGCAAGCUGCUUUACAAACAUGACCUGGCAAAAAAGUGGGGAAACCACUGCAAAAUAUGCAGCUAUUGCUCCCAGGCCUCUCCAAAACUUAUACGGAAUCACUUUGGAGGCAAAGUUGAGGAGUUCUGUGGGGAAGAAUGCAUGUCCAAAUUCACAGUGUUGUUCUACCAGAUGGGAAAGUGUGAUGGCUGCAAACGACAGGGCAAGCUCAGUGAGUCUCUGAAGUGGAAAGGAGAAAUGAAGCACUUUUGUAACCUGCUGUGCAUUCUGAUGUUUUGUAACCAGCAGAGCACAUCAGAACCCAAUCCCAUCAACAAUACAGCAACCAGUGUGCCCAUGGUGCAAGCAGUCCCAGCUUCAACAGGUGCACCUGGAGGCAAGGAGUCUACACCAGUAAUUGCCAAUGUAGUGUCACUGGCAAGUGCACCUGCAGCCCAGCCAACUGCAAACUCCACCGUUUUACAAGGUGCUGUCCCACCAGUUUCAGCAAAAAUUAUCGGUGAUGCAAGUACCCAAACAGAUGCCCUGAAACUCCCCCCCUCUAUGCCGCCCCGACUCCUAAAGAACAAGGCCCUGCUUUGCAAGCCAAUCACACAGACUAAAGCAACUUCUUGUAAACCUCACACACAGCACAAGGAUUGUCAGACAGAUAGUGAUGGAUUGCCACAGAUCAUUGUUAUUCCAGUACCCGUGCCAGUGUUUGUUCCCGUGCCCAUGCACCUAUACACCCAGUUUGCUCCAUUCCCUGUUAGUGUGCCGUUGCCUGUUCCUGUCCCUUUGUUAAUCCCGACAACAUUAGACAAUGCAGACAAAAUCAUAGAUACCAUUGAGGAUUUAAAGGAGAAGGUCCCUUCAGACCCCUUUGAGGCAGACAUCCUUCAGAUGGCAGAAAUGAUUGCAGAGGAUGAAGAAAAGGAGAAAACAUUGUCACAUGGAGACCAGGGCAGCACAUAUAGUGGAGACCUGGAAUCAGAAGCAGUGUCUACACCACACAGCUGGGAAGAAGAGCUUAACCACUACACCUUGAGGUCCAACAAUUUACAAGAAGACCCUGAACUCCAGCAGCUGUCCAGAGCGGAGACAGAGGAGGAUUUAGAGGCAGAUUUCCCCACAGAAUCAAUUGACACAUUAAGUAAAGGAUCCAACCUGUUUUCACGGUCCCGGGCUAGACGGAAACACAGAGAUGGCUUUCCCCAGCCCAAGAGACGAGGAAGGAAGAAGUCUGUUGUAGCUGUAGAGCCACGAAACCUAAUGCAGGGAUCCUAUCCUGGCUGCUCUCCUCUGGGGUCAACUCUAAAAUAUAUGUAUGGGGUAAAUGCCUGGAAAAAUUGGGUGCGAUGGAAAAAUUCUCAAGAAGACCCUGAAGAUAUAAAAUUUGGAGGACCCAAGUCGCAGGAGGGUGAACAGGGAGAUCUUUCCCCCUUGUCUGAAAAUGUUGGAGUCCGACCAGUAAAGUUGAAGGAAGACCUGCUGUCCUGCACAUUUGGAGAAUUGAGCUAUGGCUUGUGUCAAUUCAUCCAGGAUGUACGACGGCCUAAUGGGGAGAAAUACAGCGCGGACAGCAUCCUGUACUUGUGCCUUGGAGUCCAGCAGUACCUUUUUGAAAAUGGGAGGAUAGAUAAUAUCUUCACAGAACCCUAUUCAAGAUUCAUGAUAGAACUUACAAAACUGCUGAAAAACUGGCACCCAACCAUACUAUCCAACUGUUACAUGUUUUCGAGGAUUGAAGAGGAGCACCUUUGGGAGUGUAAGCAGCUUGGGGCCUAUUCACCUAUCAUUCUUCUCAAUACUCUUCUCUUCUUCACCACCAAAUACUUUCAGUUGAAGUCUGUGAGUGAACACCAGCAACUCUCCUUUGCUUACGUCAUGAGGCGCUCCAAAACACUCAAAUACAAUACCAAGACCACUUAUCUGCGAUUUUUGCCGCCUUACCAGAAGUCAGACCUUGAGCAUGAAAAAUUAUCGCUAGGCAAACGGAAGCGCAUAGAGGGAGAGGACGGCCAGUUUGUGAUGGAGAUGGAAGAGAACACAGACAACCCUCUCAGGUGUCCAGUGAGGCUGUAUGAAUUUUAUCUGUCUAAAUGCAGUUCUGAAAGUGUGAAGCAGCGAAAUGAUGUAUUCUACCUACAACCAGAGCGCUCAUGUGUACCCAACAGCCCUAUGUGGUUUUCUACUAUGCCCAUUGAUCCAGGCACAUUGGACAGCAUGCUGACUCGCAUUCUCAUGGUCCGAGAAGUCCAUGAGGAGCUGACCAAAGCAAAGGAGGACUCGGAAGCUGAACUGUCUGAUUAAUGUGCAUUGGAUGCUCCAUAUUUCUGCCAACCACAUCACCUUACACAAAGCGGGGCAAGCACUAAACUGUGAAUGCAACGUUUCUCCCAAUACCCUCAUUUUCCUCUAUAAACUCAUCCACUACUAUUUUCUCCCUUGAUUUCUCUUCCUAUGUGUAUUAUAGAUUAAAAGAACAUCUCCCCUGCUUGACCUGAAUAGGGGAAAGGACAAUAAAACUGUAAAUCUCCAUUGUGAGAAGCAGUCACAGAAAUUAUUAAAGGACUCAAAUAUCCCAAGAGGAUGUUAAACCUAUGGGCAACUGUUAGGCCCAUGAUUAUCUUUUUAACUGGAACUUAAGAGAGUUUUUUUAAUCCUUUUUGGUGCCAAGUACUCACUCCUUUUGUAUAAGGCAGCAAUAGGGGUUAAGGAUAUAUCUCUUAUUUCAUAGUGUUCAAUCACAUUCUGUAGAAGAGUACAAGCAAAGGCUCCAACUUUACAGAUAAAUAGGGAAUUUUAACUUUAUUAUUAGCCCAUUUGGACCUUUCAGCAAAUUAUAACUCAUCACGUACACAACUUUGCCAUUAUCAUAUACAACGUUUGUGAGAGCCGUGUGCCACCUGAGACAGCAAUUCCCAAACCUUCUGAUGUUGACACAGAGCCUUGUGUGCCCUGCAGUUCGCUAAACCAGAGGCCCAACUUAAAGAACGUCUGGAUGCACAGUGAAACACAAAUUUUCAGACUGGAGCCCUGUCUUGCUAACAACCUCAUGAAUAUCAUGGACCAUCACAAGUUUAAAAUCAGGACAACCACCCUUGUUCACAAAAAAAAAAAAAGAGUAGUUACCUCUUGAGUACAGAUUUGUCCUGAGUUUUAUACGUUUCCCUUAUACGGUUAACUUCCUCUAAGCCUCUCUAAAUUUGGCAUAUAUAAUACCUGCUAUUUAAAAGACAUGUUACUGGUUUUCCUCUUUACAUCUGGGGACAAGUGAAGGCAUUACAGUUAUAUGGUUGGGUAUUUCUCGGUUGACACAGGGAAAACCCACUAAACAAAGAAGCUUUGAUUUGUGGGGGUUUUUCAUAAUUAAAGAUAAAAAAAAAAUGUAUUCAAGUCUAAAAGGAAAAAAUAUAGACAUUUAUUGCUCAAUGGAGGGUUAUGUCAAAUUGAUAGUGAUUAUGUACAGUAGGAUAAAUCAUGUUCUCCUUUUUGGUUUGUAUUAUUUUUAUAUAUAUAUUUGUGUGUGUGCAUGAUUUUAUAUAUAUAUAUAUAUAUAUAUAUAUAUAUAUUUACACACACACACAAAACCUGGAGGUAAAACUGAAAUGUAAGUUAACAUAAGAACGAAAAUGUGUAGUAUCCUAAGUUAAGAUGUGUUUGCCUUCCACUAUAACUCCAAAUGUGCAAGCACAGGUUUUUCAUUUAUCUCCUGGAACCUCAAACCAGGGCAUUACAAACUAAGGCCUGCUAUCUAAGGCUCUUUGCUGAUCUCAUUAUAAAAAAAGAGAAGGAUUACAUGAGAAGGCUUCACUUUUUUAUUCAAAGAAAAGGCUAUUGCUAGCUUUUUAUGGGGUUUUUUUUUUUUCGUUUUUUUUUUUUUUUUAUUCCUUUUUUUAUAUAUAUAUAACUAAAGGUCUGUCCAAUAAAUUCUCAACCAUGACAGAAAUUGUGUUGAAUACAUUUAUGAACCAUCAUUUCACUGUUCAGUCAUUUACUCUUUUUGUAGCCAGAGAUACUAGCUGCUUAUUGCAGUGCAAUGUUAUAAACCUUGGCUGCUAAAGGUGUUUCCAUGUAUUUUUCUUUACCCUCUCUUACUAAUUUUUUUUUAAAGUAAUGGACUUUAUUAUUAUUAAAAAAAAAAAAAAUAGUCAUUUCUGAUUUUUGUGUAUGUUAGUUCCUAUCCUGCUUGUACAAUAAAUCACAAAUUGUGUUUUUAAUGCACAGAGCUGUGUGUGGCUGAAGUUAAAAAAAAAAAAAAUCUCUCAUCCAUAUACUGUAUUUUAUCCAAUUUAUAGUUUUGUAUUUUUUAUUUAUUUUUAUUUUUUUAAGUUGAAGAAGUUUACAAAUGUGUAUCAAUAUACAUGGUUUGGGUUUAUUGGCGAUGAAGUGGCAACUGUUCACAACUAAAUAUUUAUUAUGGCUAGUUUUUGUCUGUAAAAAAAAAACACACUGAUGGGAGCCCCAUUAAUGAUACAGGUCCACAUAAACAGUUUAUAGACUUUCUAUUUGCUUGUGGCCUUCAGUGCAUGAAGGAGCAUUUGUGUGUUCUCUAUUCAGAGCUGGUAGUACAAUUCCUGCUUACUUCAGAUUUGAACUCUUUAAAACUUGGAGCUUAGACUUUUUAUAUUUUUAUAAAUAUAUAACAUACACUUUUUAUUAUAAUUCUAGAAUUGUGAAGUGAAUUAUUCCAUAUGAUUUACAUACAUGCACAAUGUGCAUUAAAAAAUUCUUAUAGGGUGCAUGAACAAACAUUGUGACACCAAAUGUACCAUAAUGGCAUCAGGUGUUUUUUAUUUUAUUAUUUUUUUUAAAGCAAAUACAUGUCUGGCUGUUUUUUGUGAUAGGUAAAUUGUUUCUCACAGAAUAAAUGGUGCAUUAUCAAUACAGCCCUCUAUACCAUAUUAUUUAAGAUUGUGUACGGAGUCCAAUGUCUGCUGUGUGCUUAUUUGAUUACGUUUGUAGGUAAGGUAGCAUUAGUAACGGUUUGCUAUAAUAUUAAUCCAAGAUAUCUACUAUAGGUAUUUAGUCAUACUAGAACAUGUUUUGAUUACAACCACUAUCAUGAUCUGGUGCUUAAUUCAUCAGCUGGAUUUUCAUAAUGGAAAUGGAAUUGUGGUAGAUGACCAAAGAAAUUGAUCAUAAUUAUAAAUCAAUGUUCAUAAUGCAAUUGAGUUGCCCUAACAUCUCCUAUAGAAUAUGCACAUUUCUUUUUUUUUCUUUUUCAUAUUGAUCAGUGGGAGAAGAAUUAUAGUUUCCAAAAAAUAAAUGAAACCAAGUUACCUAGAUUCUAUUAGAACAAAUAGCUAUCAAUAAAAUAGUUUGGUCUACCAGUGUAUGGUUUUACUAAAUAGUAAAAAGUUAAGAAUUAUCAUUUUGAAAGUACAAAAUACUCCAGUAUUAAAGGGACAUAAAAUAUUUUUUUUGUCUUUGAAUCUAAAAGAGGGUAUUUUAUUAUGUAUUACAAUUAUUAUUUUUUUUUAACUUCUGUUUCUGCGCUGAAAUAAACAUGAUCAUUGUCCACCA